Molecule: messenger RNA, 5586 nt
Organism: Eublepharis macularius
Lineage: Eukaryota; Metazoa; Chordata; Lepidosauria; Squamata; Eublepharidae
Gene: NR6A1
Product: nuclear receptor subfamily 6 group A member 1
Exons: 9
Coding region: 105-1415 (436 amino acids)
Biological process (GO): regulation of DNA-templated transcription
Molecular function (GO): DNA-binding transcription factor activity; zinc ion binding; sequence-specific DNA binding
Source: RefSeq, a predicted model, not a curated record
GCGUGCUGGGAAGGCUCCCAGCCAGCAGCGGCCGCUCCUGCUCUGGAUCCCGGCUCUCUUCAUGGCUGCUCUUGAGCCCCUUGGCGUAGGGGGUGAAGCAUGAAAUGGAGACAUGGGAAGAUGACCGAGUUGAUCAGAGAACUUGCCUUAUCUGUGGAGAUCGCGCAACAGGGCUGCACUACGGCAUCAUCUCCUGUGAGGGCUGCAAAGGCUUCUUCAAGCGGAGUAUUUGUAACAAGAGGGUCUACAGAUGCAGCAGAGACAAAAAUUGUGUGAUGUCCCGCAAGCAGCGCAACAGGUGCCAGUAUUGCCGGCUGCUCAAGUGCCUCCAGAUGGGAAUGAACCGGAAAGCAAUCCGAGAAGAUGGCAUGCCAGGAGGCAGGAACAAGAGCAUUGGGCCUGUCCAGAUAUCUGAGGAAGAGAUUGAGCGCAUCAUGUCUGGGCAAGAAUUUGAAGGGGAAGCCAAUAUUUCUUGGAGCAACAACGGGGACAGUGACAACAGCUCUCCUGGCAAUGGGGUGUCCGAGAGCAACCAGCCAUCCCCUGUCUCAACUCCAUCUUCAAGUAGGUCUGUGGAGCUGAAUGGAUUCACUGCACUCAGGGAUCAGUAUAUUGGGACGCCAGUGUCUGCACACUAUCAGUACCUUCCGCACCUUCUGAGCUGCCCUGCUCACACCGCUUUGCUGCCCCCACAGCCUCGAAGCCUUGAUCCUCAGUCCCAUAGCCUCCUCAUCAGCCAGCUGGUGUCAGCAGAAGAUCUGGAGCCUUUGGGCACCCCAAUGCUAAUUGAAGAUGGGUACAAGGUAACUCAGGCUGAGCUUUUUGCGCUGCUCUGUCGGCUGGCAGAUGAGCUGCUGUUUCGACAGAUAGCCUGGAUCAAGAAGCUGCCCUUCUUCUGUGAACUUUCCAUCAAGGACUACACUUGCCUCUUGAGCUCCACGUGGCAAGAGCUGAUCCUGCUUUCCUCCCUCACGGUUUACAGCAAGCAGAUAUUUGGGGACCUAGCGGACGUGACUUCCAAGUACUCUCCCUCGGAUGACGAGCUGCACAGAUUCAGUGAAGAGGGGAUGGAGGUGAUGGAGCGGCUUAUCUACCUGUAUCGCAAGUUCAACCAGCUAAAAGUCAGCAAUGAGGAAUAUGCAUGCAUGAAAGCCAUUAAUUUCCUCAAUCAAGAUAUUAGAGGCCUGACAAACGCAUCCCAGCUGGAGCAGCUGAACAAAAGAUAUUGGUACGUCUGCCAGGAUUUUAUGGAGUUCAAGUACCCGCAUCAGCCGAACCGCUUCCCAGAUCUGAUGAUGUGUCUGCCAGAGAUACGCUACAUUGCAGGGAAAAUGGUGAACGUCCCACUGGAGCAGCUGCCCCUCCUGUUUAAGGCUGUUCUGCAUUCCUGCAAGGCCAGCAUGAGCAAAGAGUGAGCUCUCGUUGCACCCCUACCCCACCCUUACUCUGGUGCCUCCGGCAAGGGGGGGAAGGCGGAGCCCACGGCCCAGGCAGUUAGGAAUGGCUGUGGCAGGGCAGUGGGUAGCCUUGCCAUCGUAGCAAGAAUCUUUUUUUUAACCUCGUUUCCUAUAAUAUUUAUUUCACGACAGAGUUGAAUGUAUGAUCUUCAACACAGCGUGUUCUCUCGCAGUUUACAGAAUGUGAAGAUGUUUGUUGCAGUGUUUUAGGGUUAGAUCUUUUGUACUGGGGGGAGGGAGGGCUGGGGUCAAUGACUAAGACUACCUCAAGAAGAAGGUGCUGUUCAGGGACUGCUCUUUCCAUGGGCCACAUCCAAAAAUGUUCAUCCCAUCGGGCCUUUGGCUGCUUUUUGUAGCCAAAAUCUGUUCUCACCUAGAGAAAUGCCAAGCUUAAAUGUUGGGCACAGCUGGCCAUUUCCAGUUGGUCUCCAUUUCUUUUUCUGCAAUAGCUAGCCCAUGGAACCUCCUUAGAUGGACCUUCAAGUAUCUUCUCCCCCUCCACAUAAACACACGCACACUUCCUCUGUGUUUUGCAGUCCCUACAGAUGUUCCAUACCUGGCCGCUGUGUUUCCUUAUGUUACUGCACAUAGGCACGAUUGCAAGAAGGAGACAUGGCAGCUGGAACUCACAUCCCUCAAGCGGUUAUAGAUUAUAAAGUACACUCAACUGCCUUACCAUUUGCAGCAGAUUGGCUAGGGCUACAUCAAGUAUGUGCACGGUAAUUGCUUGAAUUGCAAAAGCCUGUCUCAUUUACCACCUCCAGGAGUCCAAAGACCCCGGCCCCUUUUGCAAGCAGACACUUGGCAUAUCUCUAGGGUUGAGUCAGAUGCAGUUUGAUGUGGGGAUGCAAAUGGACAAGGCUUGUUGCUGACUGAGAGCUGGAAAGAGAUCUUGCCUUGUGCCUACUAAAUGCCUCCUCCAUCUUUGGCUUUGGGGCAUCUGCCCAUGGGAUGGAGCCUGACUUGGCCACACCAAGGAAAAGCUCACUUUGUUUAUCUUCCCUCUCCAUGGUUUUGCUGCUGAUGCUGCUGAUUACCAGCAAAGUGAAAAACGGGUAACGGCUGCUGCUGGGACCAGAUUUGUUGCUUCGUGAAUCCUCAAGACUGGAAUCACAGUCCCUUGGCUUUUUUCCCCAUUGGUCCAAAUAGCAUAUUUCUCAGGAAGGGCCUUCUGUUUUGACACAAUAUACCUCAAAGGGCAGUGGGAAGAUUGGAAAUACGUUCUCUGCCUGCCUGCCAGAACAUGGUUUUAUGUUUGUUUUAUUUUUAUUUUUGCAAAGAGCUUCCCGCAAUACUUCUUUGGCUUGCUUAUGUUCAUCAGGGAUACUAAUAUUGCACAAAUGGAAGCUUGACCCCCUCCCCACUGUUGAUGGUUUUUCUCAGCAAUUUUAAUAAGGGUUGUUUUUUAAACUAACAGAUCUGUGGCCACACACUCAGAACCACCACCACCCCUUGGCCAUCUUCCCCCUCCAUCCAAACAUAUUUCAAAGGUGGCUUGACUUAGGAGGAGCACCUCGUACUAGUCUGCCUUUAGCAGCUGGAGCUGUUAGCGGGGAGGGGGAGGGGGUUGCUGGCCAUUGUCUCAGAUCAUCCUUUUCAGGGCUAGCAGCAGCCUCCACACCGACAAAGACUGUUUGUCUGGGAGCAGGAAAGCCAAGCCGAAUCCACAACGCGAGCCAGAGGCUAAUGUAGCAAGCCAGAAGGUAACUUGCUGGACCGUCAUUAAUGCCUCCUGCAACCAAGUCUGCUAAUGACUUGGGAGUUUGAAACAGGGUAAAGUGAAUGUAAUGCAUUGCGGACUCAGGUAUUAUGUGAAGAAAAUAGGACUGUAGCUAGAGGCGUAGAGACCGUAGGUCACUCACUAGAUGGAUUUGUGAAUUUGGUUUGAAGGACACCCUACAAAGGUUGGAAUUUUUUGUGUACCGUUCUUCACUUACCAGUCAUUUUGCAAAGGGACCAUAUAAUUUUGUGCUUAAUGCUUGUGGGGGGAGGGGAUGCAGAGGAAGAACUGACAUCCAUUAUCUUUGCCUUUCCCUCCUGGGGCAUAGUGGGCCUUUACUUUGAAAAAUCCAUCUGCCAUAACACGGUUCCUGAUAGUUUUUUCAACACUGUGGCCUAAUUUUUAUCCCUUUCUUGAGAGGGGCUAGACCCCCUCCUCCCCCAGUAAAAUCAAGGACCGAAGGAGUUCAUUCCAUAGAGUGAAGCUGCUCCAGCCACCUCUUUGGAUCCAGCAAGCCACCUAAGUGGCAUAUGUGUCUCUCCCCAAACACACCCCUUUCAAAAGCUGAGCAGGGAGACUGGAUUCCCCUUUGCCAUUCAGUCCAGUCCUUCAAACCAACUUUUUUGUUGUUUAUAAACUUGAACUUCUUUUAUCUUUAUUUUAUUUCUAAGGGAAAACAACCAAAAAGAGAUGGGAGGGGGAAGAUCCAACAAUCCUCUCCCUCCUGUAACCGUGGCUGUCACCGUCUGUCCCUUUUGGUUUGAUUUUUGGCUCCAAUGCAACAAGGUCUGUGGAGACCAAGAUGGCGGCGCUUCCUAUUUCUCAGGCUUUUUAGUGGCAAUCAGCCCUGCCCAGUGAGGCAGGAGGGGAGGGAGGGGGCGGGGCAAUUAGCUGAAGGAUGAAGCUGUUUUUGCAUUGUAGAAGAUACGUGAAUUCAAGGUGACAUCCCAUCAGAUGACGCCAGUGAUGGCUGCCGCGAAGUUUCUCUGAGUUCUUGUGUACCACUUGUGUUGCACACUGAAGCUCAGGGAUAUGUAUUUAAAUGCAACUCAGAGAAACCCCGUGGCUGUCACCGCUCCAGGUGGGUUUCUUUCUUUUGCCUGUUUGGGGCCUCCCUACACUCUGGCAACAGAAUACAGGGGCUAUUUUUGACCGUCAAGGAGGCUGUGUCACCCCAAACAGGCAUGAGAAAAAAGCUACUGGCUGGAGUAGAGAGAAGGCCCAAGUGGGCAACCAUGGACCUCAACUGAGCCUUUGUGAUAGAUGGUUUUUCUUUCCUAUGUAUGCAAAUGUCUUGUACUAGUUGUUGAUAACAUUAUUGACUCAAUUUCCAUAACAAAACUACCUCUUGUGUGACAUCCUGUUUAUCAUCUCAAAGGGAUUGUGUGAAAAACAAAACACUUUUUUCUUUUUAAAAUGCUGCUGCUUUUUCAUAUUUGGGUGAAAAUGCCAUGGGGAAAAUAUCUGGGUUGGGGGUUCUGAUGUUACACCAAUUUUUGUUGUUGAAUUGCACAGGGGCAGAGCACUGCACUGGGCAUUCCAGUCUGUUGAAAGGGUGAGGCUGCUGUGGGCAGUUGGAAGGAGUGGAAGCUGUGGGUGGCAGCUUCUCCCUAGCAGCCUUUGUUUUCCUCAUAAGAGAUUGGAGGGUCUAGUGCAGUCCUGGCAUGCUCCAUCCCUCCUUUGCUCCUCAGAGCACUCUCUUCAGCACCAACUGUCAUGGUAUCUCAGAAGUUAAGUGGGUGUUGCUGUGGUGCAGCUCAACAUCCCUGGCCGCUGACAAGUGCAAGCCAUGUGGGUGUAAAUGAGGCUGUACCCGAACCUUGGCUGAAAAACUCCACUCUCACCCCCACUUGCACACACACUUCUGCAUGAAAUCACAAGAACGACAUGGCCACAAACUCUUCACCCCACUCUUUGCCUCAACCUCUUGGGCCCACUUUUCUGCUGCCUGCCUCAUUCUGGAGUUCUUUGUCUUGCAGGAGGAGGAAAGGAGGAUAGCAAUUCCUUGUCCAAGCUUCUCAAAAUGCAUUUUUCCCAUAAUCCCUUGUAAUAAAUCAGGGAAGCAGGAUGUCACUGCAACAUAACAAAUAGUGAAUGUUUAGCUGUUAUGUUUUAACAUGCUUUUGGAGCAGGAGCUUUGGGCAGGCUGCACAGCAGGGUAGAAUCAACCUGAAGUUGGCAGGGUGGACCUGCUGGUGCCUCCUACCACAGGAGCAUUCUCUUAUAUGCUCUGACCAAUGAAAGUUGCUCCUGGCCACACUGGAGGUCCUAAACAUCUUGCGUCCAGCUGCCUUGGCUUCAAUGCUCCACUCUGUGACUUGACUACCUGUGGAAAUGUGACCAAUAAGUGUUAAACGCAUGUUUAGCAAGUGUUAGAUAUUUGAACUAAUAAAUGUGAAUGGUUCUGGA